Linum trigynum is the source of this 2326-nucleotide messenger RNA. NCBI's taxonomy places the organism in Eukaryota, Viridiplantae, Streptophyta, Magnoliopsida, Malpighiales, Linaceae. The record is from the annotation of a GenBank genome assembly.
AUCAAGAGAUGAACCCUCGAUCAUUUGUUUCGUUUCUAUAGAAGUGAUGUAGGUUUGUGUUUUAGUUAGAUGUUAUUCAAGAUAUUUUGAAUUUAGACCUCUAAAUUCAAGAUCAAUGAUAUUACCACUGAAUCAUGCCUUUUUUUUCCGCAACCCUCGACCAUUUGUCGAGUACCUUCAUUGGAAUAAUAUAAAUAAUCUUGUUGAGACAUCUUUGAUCGUUCCAGGGAGUGAAGUAUGUUGUGGUUGAUUCUACGAUGGUCAAAGAGAAGCCGAUUUGAGGCUGGAAGUGGAAUGAGCAUGCUCAAAAUUUUGCAGCAGGACUCUCUCUCUUUCUUCCUGAAACAAAAACUACCACAUCGGUAGUGAAAUGGGGAAGGGAGUCGAUACCAAUGGUAUAAAAUAAGGAAACGAGAUUCGGAUUAAAACCAUGAUCCUUCAGGCAGUAAACGGGGCGUGAUGAGUGGGUUGGGCUCGCAAAAUUAUGCGAGAUGGGUGUCCAGUCCGAAGCCUGGUUACGACAAUUUGGGCACCCCAAUUUGUACCUAUCUGAUCCCCAUUGUCUUACCAAAGCUUGAAUUAAAAAAAGGCCCAAUAGCCCAAUUGUAAAUGCUUGAAUCGAAAGUGAGGCCCAAAAGCCCAGUUGUGGCACUUUUGCUGCCCUUCAGUAGUUAUUGUAGUUUCUGCAGUUUCUAUUGUGAAGGAAACACUUCAUAUAAUAAAGAACUCUGUACUUAUUCUGCAGUUUCUAUUGAAGGAAACAAUGUGUCUGCUGAAAUAGUUAAGUAAAGGGUUCUGAUAAUGGAGAAGAGAGAUGGGGCAAUGAACAUUUUAAAAAAAAGUAUGGAUCUUUGCCUACCUUCAUGACUCAUCCCACUGCCUUGAUCAAGCAAUUGUGACAAAGCCAAUGAGUUGGGAGCUAUUGGUGGGCAAGGAAACAUUGCAGAGACAACACUGUUGGGAUAGUGUUGGAUCUGGAAUCCAAGAUCAUAUGGAUAAAUUAUGGUUGCACAUGGAGAUAAUAAAAGAUGCUUUAAUUCCUCUUGUCUCUCAGCUGUUGCAUCCUCCACCUGCCUCUUUCUAUAUAAACUUGCAAUAGCUGCCUGCCAGAGAAGGCAUUCCAAAUCAUCUCCAUCCUAUCUUUUCUCAAUCCUUACUCUCAUAUUCACCAACAAAACCAAAAAUGGCAGUUGUUUCUUUCCAUGCUCGCUCCAACAGUUUGCCUACAAGAUCACACCCUCUAGUCUCGGAAAUUGAUGAGCAAGUUUGCAGGUUGAGGCAAUCUCAAGCUGCUUCUACAUCAUCAUCAUCAUCAUCGUCCAUUGGCCACAACUUGAAUAGCCUUCAGGUUGUGUAUGAUUGCAUUGACCAGUUGUUCCAACUGCCAACAACCCAACAAGCCUUGAUCAAUGACCAGAAAUGCUUCAAUGAGCUGUUGGAUGGAUCUUUGAGGCUUUUGGACUUGUGCAAUGCAGCCAAAGAUGCUUUGUCUCAGAUGAAAGAGUCUGUUGCUGAACUUCAAUCUGCCAUUCGUAGAAGGCAAGGAGGUUCUGAAGGCGAAACCAGAAGAUACCUCAAGUCUAGGAAGACUGUAAUCAAAGCCAUCCAAAAGGUCUUGAAGGGUAUGGAUAGCGAGAAAUCCACUUCACCCAACAACGUUGAGACCGUCUCCACGUUGAAGGAAGCUGAAUCUGCUGUUGUUGAGGUUUUGGAGUGCUUGCUUGCAUUCAUUUCUCAAACAAGCUCAAAACCAAGCAGCUGGUCAUUUGUUUCCAAGCUGAAAAAGGUUUCUGCAGCAUGCGAGAACGAAUUUUCCGAUGUGGAUGCCUCUUUGAAGACAAACAAAUCUGGUGAAGAGGUCCAAACUCAUCUGAAGAAUCUGCAGCCAUGCAUUCAUGAUCUCGAGGAAGGAGUUGAGUGCCUCUUCAGGCGUUUGAUCAAAACAAGAACCUCAAUUCUCAAUAUCCACAAUCUGUAGUUACAUCAUCAAAACAGUACCAAGUUGUACAGAAAAUUUUGAUACUCAAAAGUCAAAUCUAUCAAUAUACAUGGUCCCCAAGUUCCUGGAAAUUUAUGUCUCUUUCGAUUCAUUGCCUCUGCUACCAACCUGCACUUUCUGCCCACUUUAAUUACCAUCUGCUGGUAGGAUGAAAAAUAACAGUGAAAGCAGUUUCUGGGAUCAUUUCAGAUAAUUAAGGUAAAUAAGAUCUGAUGAAGAUUAAUGAGGAAUCAUAAUCACAUGGAAGACUGACCAAACCAGAUAAAUUAUUGCAGAAAUGAGUAAUCAUCACACGUCCAAAGGCAAUAAUGAACACGUUGAAAAACC